This is a messenger RNA of Linum trigynum, 9070 nucleotides long. The record is from the annotation of a GenBank genome assembly. NCBI's taxonomy places the organism in Eukaryota, Viridiplantae, Streptophyta, Magnoliopsida, Malpighiales, Linaceae.
GAUACCAUGAGAAAGUUCUAAACCUAGCACAUUCCAUAUCUAGGGUUUGAGUGAAAUCGCUAAAAACAGCAGCCAUGUGUGGGGAAUUGGCGAUGAUGCCUUUCCUCUGUGGGAUUUCUCAUAUAUUUACAAGAAUCAGUUUUCACUGUACAGCAACGGUAAGAAUAACAAACUAAUAAACCUACCAUUUACAUUGUGCCAAGUGGCAAAGCAAGAGUGAAAACUUAUCGUCUAUUUACUCUAACUGAUAUGGCAGCGUUUAGCUUCAACCAAGUUAAAGGAAGCCUGACUGGAGGUCUUCGUGGUCUGCAGUUGCUGCUGUAUCUGCAGAAUGCAAUGGCUACAUCAUCAUCUUCAUAUUCCAUCAUAAAUCAAUGCAUCCAUUCCACGCAUCUGCUUCACAAUGGACUUUUUCCUUUUGGUUUUAACUUUUAAGCUUCGGACAAGAGGCAGGAUGAAGGGAGGAUCUAUUGUUGGUGUCGAUUUUUGGAGGCAGGAGAGGCUACGAGAGUUGGCCACUGCUCUUUGUGUAAGCUCCUUCUUUAUGGGGUUUGAUUCCGUUUAUAUUCUGAGUGUCACCUCUCUUUGCUCUGGUUCUGUUUGAUUACCCUGUUUUCAACCAAGGGAAGAGGAAGCAAAAGAUCUCUUUGAUUACCCUGUUUUCUUCAUGUUUUGUCUUUGGAUUGAAAAUGUUCUUUUGAUUGUGCCUGAUGUUGCGGUGGGUAAUUUCACAAAAGGAUAAACUUGCUGGUUGUUUAUGGUAUACUGCUUUGCUCUUUGUGUGAGUUUGGUGCCAUCUGCUGUGUUGCCAUUAUGACAUUUAUAUGUUUCUAGCUUUCUGUAAAUUAAAUAUUGUGGGCCUGAUGUGGCAACUUACCUGUACAACAGGAUAGUAAUUCUCAACGAAGAUGAGGAGUCGGGCCAGGACACGAGAAAGGUGGUGAAGUGUUGGGGCCAGUAGAGACACUAUGGUGGAGAGAACACAAGGCAUGUUAUUUGUUUUGGAUGUCAUUUAUGGAUAUUGUGCUCGGUUAAGUUCGGUAAUCGGGGAUGUUCCGAUGCAGUGCUGACUUAUUCUUAUUGAUGUCUUAUCUUUCUUCCCAUCUCCAAUGACACCUCUUACUCUCGGACCAUCCAAAGUCUGUUGGAGUGUUGGGUUUGCUGUGGUUAGUGUGGAGAGCAUAUAUCGAUACUUUUCACAGUUCUACCUGUACCUCCAGCAGGAGAGACAAGAUGAAUGAAAAAGAAUGGGAGGUGUAGUAGAUUCUGGAAUUCAGGUAGUUCUUUUCUGUUUUUAGUUUCUCAUUUUUGUAGUUAGUUCAUUUACGAUUGGAUUGCAUCUGUAUACAGAUUAGCUUUGACCUGUGUGGAUGUAGGUUACAGUCUCAGCUCUGUUUAUUUCUCAUGCUCAUGCCUGUUCAUCUUUUCAAUCACAAAUAAAGUCAAAUCUAGGACACAACAUUAUAUAAUUUCUUUCAGUCGUAACGUGAAAGCAUGGUUAGUUACUGUUCAAGAGCUGCAUUCUAUCAUCUCCUUAUGCUGUGCUUGCAGGCCAGUUUUAGACUUUUGAGUUAAUUAUGGAUUCAAUGUUAUUUUUCUUUAUUUUACCUUGGUUCAAUUUUGGUCUUUGCUUGCUGUUCUUCUCUAAUGACACGGUUCAGUAGAAAUUCUUAUCCAUCACCACAUAAAUCCAGUAAAGGUUGACUUUUUCAAUAAUAGUUCCUCUUCUUGCUUUCGAUGCUACAAGAUUUGGUUCUGUUUUGCCUCAAUUCAUGGUAUUUGUGUCCCUCUUAAUUUAUAAUCCCAUUUACAAGUUUGGUGGAGUCAGAGCCUCAUGUACCUGGAUCAGGAACUAAAACUGAAAAGGUUUUUCUUUUGUUUACAGUCGGUGGUUACUGAAGCAGCAGCUGAAACUUUCCAUAAGAUAAAAAAACAUCAUGAUGGUGCAGGUUCUGCUUUAAUUGACCCUUUAUUCUAUCUGGCGUUGAUUUCAGCUAUCUCUGUAAAACAUUACUCUGGUAAUAAUUCACGUCCUUUGUCACUUUGCACUUUUGUUCUUUACUAAUGUCACUUUGCUACUGUAUUUAUGGUCUGCUCCAGAAUUAUUGUUUCGGCCAUUGAUCAUGGAUACUUGGGAAUUUUAAGUUCGACAAAGAGGCAUGACAUCAGGUCGAUGAAACCAAUUAUAGGGUUCUCUGUGUAGCUCCACUUCAACCUCUUUUCCUGGUGACAUGUAGUAUGGUGAUCUCAAUUUCAUGUUCAAGCUUAGGAGUUGUGUUAGUUUCCCUUCAUCUGUAAUUAGUGGUGGCAUCCAUUCCAAUCUUAUGAGAGUAGGCAUCUAUUAAUAGUAUCUAUUAAAAUGAAGAUGUUAAAUUGAUGUUAUUCUGCUUGGUAUGCUAGCCCCUUAAUGCUCGAAUCGUAAAGGCUUUCGUCUACAAAGCUGCCUUCAAAUACAACAAGUUGUUGGUGCUCUUCCCAGCAGGUCCAUACUUACUAUUACCACUCUUUUUUCUAUUUGUCUUACUCAUGUUUUUGUUAAGAAAACCUCAUGAUUUUGCAUCAUUCAUUUUUGUUCUUUGCAGCUAGGUUUUGAAGCUGACUUACAAGCAUGCCUGGCCUUUGGUGACCAUUUUGGAAGAAGAGAUGGUAGUGUUCAAAGACAAGUGAUACAUAUAUGCUUAGUUUGAUUGCCUCUUAAGUUAUUAUACUCUAUUUUUUGGGAUAGACCUUCUCAUGUCAAUCCCUUUUGUGCUUUGCUUUUGCAGCUAUUCCCUCCUGCUGUGCUGUUUGGUUUUCUUUAGCGAUAUGGAGCCUUGCUGUCACUGGUAAUAAUAUGGAGCAGCUUGGCAAAGUUUGUUUGCUUGACCAUCAUAGUGAUAUUAGGUCAGCCAGCAGACUCUCGGAUUUUAUGCUCGAUGCCAUGGUACUUUAUGCAAUCAUGGUGAUGGGAACUUUCAGGUGAUGGGAUUUUCCACUUAAUGUUCUUAUGGAUUUUUUCCGUUUUGAAGUGAAGGUUAUUGUAGUCAACUCUUCUGGACUGAUCUUUUCUUCAUAGUGUUUAAGUCUUAUCUUUAGCCAGAUAUCGAUACGUGCUGUUACAAAGGCAAGUAUAACAACUAGCCACUUCAUCGAUUAACAUAAACCAUCGCGGUGAUCGAGUCAUCAGUCCAAUUACAAUCGUUUCCAAUGCAGUCAAUGUGUGAUUUAUGAGCAAUUGGGGGUCUAACAAAUUGAUAAAAAAAAAACCAAUCGACUUCUCUAUUGAUGUAUGUAGAGAUAUCUCUAUUCUGGAAACUCAGUUUUUCAUUCUCGAUAGCUUAGUAAUUAUGUGAUCAACCAAUCAUCUAUGUAUCUUAGGAAUAAUUAUUUGUGUCCCCUGUAUGAAACGUCGGUAUCGACCAUUUUAGUAUUUCAAUGUUUCUGGUAUUCUAAAAAGAUGUUGGAUUCUACUGUUUCAGUCCACAUAGUCUUGCUUGCUCUUUUUCAAGGUUUUGUUGUGCAGAAUUUUCCUUCUCAUGUAAUUCUUUCUUCUACCGUUUCCAAUUUGUGGCCAAUUAGGUCUAUACUCUGUUUUAUGAGUGGCUCUUGAGUGAAAAUAGUUUGGUACUGCUGUUUCUAAUUUACUGCUACAAUGAAAGAUCAGUUUUCAAUGUACACUUGGGAAUCCAAUCAUAAUGAAGAGUUUCAGUGGAUGUCAUUUUUAUUUAGAAUGAUGAUCCACUUGAUCAUUAGAAAUUUGUUUUGCAUUUUAUUUGUGUGCUUUCAUUUUGGAGUGUUGCACAACAGGUUAGAGGUAACCCCUGUAGGCUCGAUAAUGAUCUAAAAAUUAUAUCUGAAUAAUUUCCUUGGUUCUUUCAUUGAUUUUCAGAUUCAAGUAUUUGUAAGAUGCAUCUUAAAGAACGUGGUUACGAGAAUCUACAAUUUCGGAACAAUAGUUAGGAAAAUUGUUUUGUGUUUAUUAUAUGUUUGAGGCUGAAUCCCUUAUUGUUGUGAGAAUCUGUAAUUUGCUGGAAUCUGGUUCGAUCUCCAUCGCUAUAGCCUUGAUGCAUUUACAUGGAAUAAAUUUAGAACUAAUGAUGUAAACUCGCGCUUAUGGCCUGUAAAUGGUGUUUCAUUUUCACAUUCCUCGAAGGUCUAGAACUCUAGAUGACACUAUGUAUUUGAUUGAUGUCUUAAUGUAAGAAGUUUGUGGUUCAGAGAUAGAUGACUCUAUGUAUUUUCACACCAAAUUGAAUCACCCUCAGCUCGCAUUUGUUUGCUUUUCAUCAACUCAUUUUAUCUUAUAGUUCUAUUUCGGUUGUGGUUUAGUUCAGCAUCCAAUAUUUUGGGAAAAGUUAAUCUGCUAACUUGAAGAUUCAUUAGCAGAUACUAACUGAUAUCCAAAAUACAUGAACUAGUAUUCGAGUACUAAAGUAUCUAGAUAGCACAUACUAGUAUUCAAAGUUUGCUAACUGAUAUCCACCAUAAAUCAACUAUUAUCCCAAAUUCACAAACUAAUAUCUAGACAACACAGAAUAGUAUCCAUACAACACAUAAUUAGUAUCCAUAUAACACAUAAGAGUAUCCAGAUAAUAUAUAAGAGUAUCCAUAUUGAAUACUAGUUGGUUGAUUGUGGAUAUUAGUUGGUAUCUGCUAUCUGGAUAUUAGUUUGUGAUGUUUUGAAUGCUAGUUUGUGCUAUCUAGAUACUCAGCAAAUUUGGAUAUUAGUUCAUACAUUUUGAAUAUUAAUUAGUAUAUACUAACGAAUCUUCAAGUUAGCAGAAUAACUAGGCUGAAUAUUUUAACCUUGUAUUUGACUCUGUUCUCUACUUAACUUAAUAAAGAAUUCUGCAGGUAUCAACAUCCUUUCAACUUGCUUGUUUUGUACUGUUUACUGCUGUUACUGAUACUAGUGUUCAUCAGUCACUUUCACUGCCAAAUUUCCAUAACCAGGACUCGAUCGAACUUGGUUGCAUUUUUUCCUUCCUAGCUCCACCUAGCCUUACACGUGAAUCGCUAUUUGACGCCCGUUUAUUUACUAUUUGCCGCCCGUAUAUUUAUGAAAAAUGUCUAUUUUACCCUUCAACACUUAAAAUCCUAAUCAAAACUGCCCAUCCCACCGACGAAAUUGUUGGCCGGAUUUUGUAUCGCCGCUAUUGAGAAACAAACUCGCCCAUCCGUUGCAAACCUCCAUCUCCUCCAUCUCCAAGACGCCGUCGGAGUUUGUCUCUCCUCCCGCCUCUGUUUACUCACCUCCCUCAAUCCCCAAACAACUCCAGCCGCGGACCAAGAUUACGCCAUAAAAAUAGAGCUCGCCACAGCUGUUGAAGAGGUUACUGCCAUCGAGAAAGAAAUCGCCGCCGUCGAAGAGGAGCUCGCCGUCAAGGCACGUUUUUUCUUUUUAUUUUUUUUAUCCGUCCGCCCAUCGGAGUCGGACGGGAACCGCCACCCGCCGUUGUCGGACGGCCCUCGCCGUCAGCUUUGGGGCAGAGAUAGUCUCACCCAUCGCUGGUUUCUCGAUCAUCUUCAUCCGCCUCUUUUGAUUGCAAUCAACGGAAUUAAGAAAAACAAAAUUUAAUAAUUAAUUAGCUAUUAGGGAAGGGAAACUCUGCUUCAGGGAAUGCCCAAUUUAUAUUGAACAACCAUAAAUUGAGAAAUUAUAUUUAAGAACACUAAUUAGAGGUUUUAAGAUUUUAUUAGGGAUAGAAUGGAAUUAACUAAUAAUAUUAUGUUAAAUAAGGGUUUCCGAAAUUGCUCCUUAAUAAAUAUAACCGAACUCCACGGUCUUCUCUUUUCCUAAUUGUCAUGGGUUUAAUUAAGGAAAUUAUUUUCCCUAGUUAAGGUAAUUAUUUUCCUCAAUUAACCAUUGAAAACCCACGUCCAAGGUAAAUUGAUGCAAAUGUUUCCUCCAAGUAAUUGUCAUGCUAUUUAUAUAUUUAAUACCGUAUGGGUAAAUUACAUAUAAAAUAUAUAUGAGUAUUUUACUUUAUUUUUUAAUUUAUGGUAUGUUAAUAAUCAGUAUAUAAAUUGUACAGAAUAGAAAUUAAAUUAAAAAUAUUGUACUUAAUAGUGAUAAAGAAUAAUAAACUCGACUUAAUUGGACUCAUUAUGAUAGUUGCAAAAAUGAAAGCAUAUCUUCCCCUUUUACAUCUCCUACCCCUCCCAAACCCUAAACCCUCAUUCCACCAAAUAGCUACCUUUAACCUCGACCUAUCUAAUCAUACUAUAACAUUGUCUUAGAGGCUAAGUCAUCUCAGCAUCCUCUAACAACAGUUGUUCACAUCGUCAAAAUAUGUGCGGUAGGCUCAAGAAACUUCUCGUUAUGACCACAAGGGCCUCCAAAAACCACGAUGGAAUUUGUGGCACUAUUCAUUUAUUUGAGCCCAGAAUGUCCGAUCGAGAAACGGUUGAUUCCGCCAUGUUCGGAUCCAAAUUUUAGGGGAUCCACGAGAGUUUCAAUAAUUUUUCACGUCAAUAUCUCUACUAAUUGCGAAAAGAUGCUUUCUCCCGACCUUCCGCAAGCCACAACGAGCCUUCUCUACGUCUAAUCGAGAAACUAUAGAUUCCAACAUAUUCCUAUCCACAAUAUAAGGUUUGAGAUAUUUAACUAUGAAAUUGAUACAAUGCAAAACAUUUAAUCGAAUUUAAUAAGUUUUUUAAUCCUAGGAUUUAUGAUGAGAAAUGAUUUUUUUUUUCGGGACUUCCAAUGGAGAAAUGGUCGAUUUCACCUAGGAUUUAUGACGAGAAUGUUGAUUUCCUUAAUUAACCUAAUGGCAGACGUUCUAAUUGUAAUAUUUAUUAUUAUUAAUCAUUUUCCUGUUUAUUGCUACCAACAGAAUUAGGGGAAACGGAAUUUAAAAUUAAUUUCUUAUUCCUUCUAAAAAAUAAUUAACUAUUCUAUUUAUGGUCACCUAAUAAAAUUACCUAUUCCGUGUUUGUCUCACUUAAUCACUUAGCCGAUUUUUUUGUGUGUGGAAACUUAGUGUAAAUUUGGUGAGGUUGGCCAACGGAAUUAAUUGAUUGCUUGAUAGUUUAGGUAAGUUUGAUUUCUAGUUGAUUAAGUGAGGCUGACCAACGGAAUUAAUUUAUCACUAACAUCAUUCCUAAUUAAAUGAUAAUAUUGAUAUAAAAUAAUACUAAUGAUUCCCCCUAAUCCCCCCACUUACGGCAUAAUACUUUCCCUCUAUCAUUUAAUAUAAUAAUAAUCACAAUAUUAAUCACUUUUCUCUCCAAUUAACAUUCCUAAAACGGUUAAACUUCUCUUCCACUCCCAAAAAUUAUCGUCGAAUACCCUCUCUCCCUGCUCUCCUUCUCUCUCUUCGUUCAUUCUACCGUCGUCGUCGGGCAAUCAGAUCGCGCCGAGCCGUCCGCUCGCCGGCGUCGGACCCCGUCCGAUCGCCGGCGGCGGACCCCGUCCGAUCGCCGGCGGCGGACCUUUCAGAGCAGUCGACGCCGGAGAGUGUGUUUUGUUGCGUUGAUGACGGUGGCGGUCCGUCGGCGGUUGACUCCGGCGAUGGUGAUUUUGCGCCGACGGUGGGGGUAUUAGUGUGAAAGAAUCCUCCGUUGUAGUAGAAGUUAAACAAAUAACAGGGGCAAAAAUGUCAUUUUAACUUAAAAUACGGGCGGCAAAUAGUAAAGUGUCGGGCGGCAAAUAACAACCCUCGCCUUACACGUCUUUUUCCUAUUUGUGGACGUUAAUCAAGUCAGUGGUGUCAAAUGCCGCUCCGUAUUGAAAGUUCUUGGUAAAGUGACCUUGAGUUCACACUUCCAAAUCCCAAAUGAAGUUUUUUUUUAAAACAAAUCCCAAUUAAAGUUUAAAACAACUUUAUAUAUCAAAUAAUCUAAGGAGUUAUGUUCUACUUCUUUACGCCAUAUGUUAUGAAUUAAAAAGGAGGGUUUAAUUACACCUCAAUGCUAUUAUUAAGGGGUUAAUUGCAUGGUUGGUCACUGAGAUUACAAAAAAACGUUCACGUUUGGUUACUCGAAAUAUUUAAAUCCAUUGAUGGUACUUCAGUUUACUGAAAUCGUUCACAUUUUGUUACUCUCCGUCCAACUCCGUUAAUUUUUGCUUAUGUGGCGGUCAACUGUAAAAGUUGAUCGCUAAAGGUGUGACGUGGCAAUUUAAAAUUAAUAAAAUAAAAUUUUUUAAAAUUUUCAUCUCUUCCCUUUUCGAGUUUUGACCGCCUUGGGCAGACAGAGAAUGGUCAGUAAUUGACUAAUUUCUUGUUCGUUUAUUAAUGAAUGUACCAUGGAACUCCAAUGUAUGCUCCAUAAUUUGUAAAUUGCUUUCGUUGGUCUCGAGCAUAGGGAUCGAUUGAUCAUCAGUACGCUGUUCUGAUAAUUCGAUUUACUUUCCAGCUGGAGGAGCAGCUGGCUGUGCUGCAUACAUACUUGGAGAAUGUUAGUUGGGAGAGGAAGGUAUAAUGGAAGAUCACCUCCGGAUGGCGGUUAAGGAAUGCAAGAACUUGGAUUUGUUGUUGGCAGAAGCUGAAGAUGAAGGCGACAAGUUGAUAACCAAGCUUGAGUUGAUGGAGAGGGAGUUGCAUACUUUGAAAGUCGAGAAUCAUCAGUUAAAGAUAAUUAACCAGCUACGAAGCACCUUGGGAGGCAAUGCAGGGGAGGAGAAUCGGAGGAAGCACAUUUCUGAUGAUAUUGCUGACAGUUAUGAACAACCAGGAGAUUCAGACGUGGGUGAUGAAGUAGUGUUGUUGGAGCAGAUAGACUUGGCAGUGUCGCAGACGUUGGGAUCAGUAUGCAAGCCGUGGCGCAAACUUCACCGCGCAGCUCGUCGCCAGCCGCCUUGUAGGCCAUGCCACCGUUGCAGAGAUCCUGCACCGGAAAACACCAGAACUCGUCGAAUUGACGACCAUUCCUCAUCGCGUUUGCCAAAAAUUGUACGGCCAAAUCAUUGUUUACGCCUGGCCAAGCAAGUUGUGGCUUCUGAAGGUUCCCCGGCCGCGAAAUCACUAGCUGCUUCAAUCCCUUUCUUCUCCAAAGCAAAAGAGAAGCUGUAAUGGAAGCGGCAGCGACGACGGGUAUGCUGUGGGCGGAGUAUUGGUAUUGGAGAUUAGAAGAAAUUAGAAUUUUUUUU